Molecule: messenger RNA, 2166 nt
Organism: Penicillium pulvis
Lineage: Eukaryota; Fungi; Ascomycota; Eurotiomycetes; Eurotiales; Aspergillaceae
Product: Zn(II)2Cys6 transcription factor
Exons: 5
Coding region: 1-2166 (721 amino acids)
Biological process (GO): regulation of DNA-templated transcription; DNA-templated transcription
Molecular function (GO): DNA binding; zinc ion binding; DNA-binding transcription factor activity, RNA polymerase II-specific
Source: RefSeq, a predicted model, not a curated record
AUGAACCAGCUUCAACCUUCACGUGUGGAGAAGAUACGCUGUGCCAAGGCAUGCACCACAUGUCGACGUAAAAAAGUCAAGUGCGAUGGUAAACGCCCUGUUUGUUCCACGUGCCAUACUUUCGGUCUUCCUUGUGCAUUUCAAGACGUUUUUGAGGGGAAUCAGAGAUCUAGCCGGGCAUAUGUUGAAGAGCUAGAACAGAGGCUCAAGCGCAUGGAAGAUGAUUUGAAGCGGAGAGGUCAAUUUGAAGGAUCCCCUCAGGAGAUCCUCGAAGACAGAAUCUCAUCUGAAUACAGCCGGGGCACCAGCAGAAAAGCCCCUGACUCUCGUCAAUCUGGAAACGUGGCAAAUGAUCGGCUCUCGGAAGAACGUGUUCGUUUGGGAGACGAAAACGCCCUUCUGGAUGGCGAUGAUGAUGAUGAUGAUCAGCCCUCAUACGUCAUUCAGUCACAAGAUGGCAAGAUGCGAUUCUACGGGGCCUCUUCUGGAUUCAAUGCGCCAUAUUCUGAACCGGGUGGUCAAAAUGGCACGAGGGAUUCUAGAGCAGAUGGUGAAACUGCAGUUCAACGCAGUUCGAGCCGUUGGCCCUUGACAAAUUGGAUCCCCAGGAUGCUUCAAGACCCGUUUGAGCAACGGACAACCCGAAUUUUGCCAUCCAAGAAAGCUACAUUGGCUCUGGUGGACGAGUUUCUCGGUACAUUUAACCAAGCUAUACCACUAGUUGAUGAUAGGUCUUUCAUCAGAUUGGUAGAAAGGCAAUUCUCCUGGAACCCAGAUGAAAACCCUUCUUCAUGGGCAUUGCUCAAUGUGAUUCUCGGCUUCUCUUAUAGGGAAAGGGCACAAACGGCAUCCGAUGAGAGUUAUGACUGGAAGAUGUCCCUGGGACAUAUCAAAAAUGCUUUGAACGUUGUCGUUGAGUUAUUCAUGCGAAAUGCAGAUUUAUCUGCUGUCCAGGCACUACUGGGGCUAGCACUGUACUUCCAAGGUACGCCAAAUGCCCAGGCCUUGUUCAUGUUUUCUGCAGCCGCGAUACGCCUAUCACAUUCUAUUGGACUGCAUAGAAACACGAUAGCUGGCAUGGAUGCGUCUGAAACUGAACAAAGACGACGAAUAUUUUGGAUUGCAUUCAUUUUGGAUGCAGAUAUCUCCUUCAGAGUUGGCCGUCCACCAGUCCAAGAAUUGGAGGAUUAUAACACCCCAUUGCCAGCCAGCUUACCUUCGGAUAGACGAGGUAUCAUCUGUCUAGCUGGUAUUGAAAUAAAUUUCCUGCGUCUUGCUGCUCAACUAGCACUUGUUCAAAGACGUCUAUAUCGUCAUUUUCAGUCCGCUGCUACAGAAAAACAGCCCCGAGAGAUGACGAUAAGGUCAGCAAUGGAAUGCGAAGAAGCUCUUUUCACCUGGAGAGAUUCAAUACCGGAAAAACUUCGACCCCAGAAAUCGUUCAAUCUCGAACCAACCUACUUCCUGCAGCAUCUCAUCCGAAUGCACGUUACGUACCACUCUUGCUGUGCAAACCUCCGACAACUGCCAAGGACAUCCUCUUUUACCGACGUGACAUCCCCAAAUAACGAUCAUAAAGUGGAUAUUGACAUUGCCAAUAUUUGUCGACGAUCUCUCGAGUCAGCCCGUUCUGCGGUGGCUUUACUUCCAUAUACUCGUUCCUUCGGGUCUAAUUAUAAAUGGAAUGUUCUUUACUUUUUUGCCACAGCGUCCGUGGCCUUAGCGUUGGGAAUCACGUCUCAUCCCACCCAUGAAAUGGUCAACGAUGAUCUCCGGAUGGUUCGUGACACCGUCGCAUUCCUUACAAACAUUUCAUCUGAGGAGCCAAGCACUUAUGUUGACUUUAUUCUGGGUGUUUGCUCUGACCUGGAAAUCUCUGCGAGGCGAGCUAUUCGCAAUUCUCGCCGGGAUGUGCCCGAGCGACCCGCAUCAAGGACCAAUGGGGAUUAUCGUGGCAUAAAUACCGAUUCUGUUUCCCAGGGAGAAUCUACGAAUACUGGCGGGGAUAAUAUGCUUCAACAAGUCAUCGAUCCCGAAGGCGAUUCUAUGGUAGACUUGAUGAACCCACAAUGGUCCAUUCCUCCGUUCUGGAGCUGGCAGGAUACAUACUCUGGCAUAUUGCCAUCACCGGGAAUCAAUGAAGGCAGACCGGAGGAUUUCAUCUAG